AUGGAAAUUCGAAUCCAAGUCAAGCGACCGCCCGACCGUCUCGCCCAAGUCCCCAUCGAAUACUCGACGCGGUUCCGUGAAGCUAUCACAUGUCGUGUCUGGCUAAAGGAGGCCCUUUUUGCCUUGGAUGACGAGGGAUACAUUAAACUCAUGAAGGACAUUGGUUCUAUUGAGGAUGAGGCCAAGGGGCAGGCAGUGCGCAACAGAGUCGCGCGCAAAGUGACGGUCACCAAGAGUGCGGGUAGCAUUUCCUAG
This is a messenger RNA of Aspergillus brunneoviolaceus CBS 621.78, 255 nucleotides long. RefSeq lists its product as uncharacterized. The coding region runs from base 1 to 255 and encodes 84 amino acids. The transcript has 2 exons. The record is from RefSeq and is a predicted model, not a curated record. Lineage: Eukaryota; Fungi; Ascomycota; Eurotiomycetes; Eurotiales; Aspergillaceae.